UUUGGGGUAACCUGAGGAGCGCUAGGAGUGAGCUGGCCUCCGCCGCUCGCGCUUAGGUGCUUGCAGAUGGUGGCGUCCGAGCCUCGAAGUUCUAACGACCUUGUGACACGACCAUGGGGGAUGAAAAGAUUGACGAGGAGACCUGGCAACAAAAGUUACUCUUCUACAUCACAGCUUUCUUCGUGUUGCUCGGAAUAUUCAGCCUCUUUUCCUUCCUGUUUCUUGUGCCUUUCGUCAUAGAUCCAGCCUUCACCACUAUUUUUAUGGAAUUCGAUGAAGAACCCGCUUUUUGUGUUACUGUUAAAACGCAAAGACUUUUAGGAGCCUCAAAUUGCAGCUGGACCUCAUGCAGGGAAGGUUGCACGAAAGACAUCUACGACUGUACCCAAAUUUUCGUUACCUACAAAAUAUUUUCCAACAACUCGUACCCGAACAGCAGCUUGUCUCAGUCCACCAUGGCUACAGUCGAAUCCCCGUAUGUUCGCCAAGAUAAAACGUUGUUAGAUGAUUACGAUUACGAAAUUGAACCUGCUACAGGCCUACAGCCCAACACUUCGGAAUGGCAUUACAAGGAAGCAAGAUUUUUGCCCAAUGUGAAAGGAUGUGGUUACCCUCCAAUGCUAAAUUGCUCAGUUUGGCUGAAAAAGUACAUAAGCGUAGGAGCCAACUUUUCGUGUUACUACAGCAAAAUUGAUCCUGGACUGGUGAUUAGCGACUUGGAUAUGUGGCAGGUUUACAUGAACCUUGUUUAUGCCAUGUGCAUCCCGAUCCCUUCGUUCAUAAUGUCUGUUAUUUACUUGGCUAUCGCUUACUUUAAAAUCUACACUGACGAUGAAGAAGCAGCCCCACUGGAAAAGAAUGCCGAAGCCAUCGAUAUUGAAGGAGAAAAUGAGAUGAAUCAAACGCCAGUGCCCCCGGCAAGUGGUGGAAUCACUCCGGCUAGUGAAGCAUUCCGAGAAGACCUGGCCAGCUUCGGACACCAUUUCAAAGUGGCAAUGGUGGACGAUAUGAGUCGUGAUAGUCUAGUGGAUGGAAUCAUAACUUCCGUUUCAAUAGGCGGGAGCAUCGGCAAAACAAUGACUACUAGUAUUUCAACAACUGGUGGACCUGUAGCUGAUAUUUAAAAAUCUUUUUUAUAGAUUUUUCCUAAGGCUUGUGCUAUAAUGGCUUGGUAACUAAUACAAUUUUGACAUUAUCCUUCUCAACUGUUCUUCUACAGAUGUAAGUAUUUUAUUAGGAGACUCAGGCUAUUCUCAGGGUAUUUCCUAAUCAAAUAUUUAACGCCAUUGGAACUACCCUAUAUGUCCCGCAAUUACGAUAACUUCUCAGUUUCAUUUUUAUCCAAUCCAAUUGUUUCGUUCAGCAUUUUCGAUAAUAUUUUGUAGCUAAUUGAAGUGAACUGGAACCAUAAUCCACGCAUUAAAUUUUGUAAAUAGUGAACGAACCAGCUUACGAUUUGUCAUCAAUUAUAGACUACUAUUGUAUUAGUGACUUGAAAUUCCAUUCGUUUAUAGAAAUUUUGACUAAAUGCGAUCUGCGAUAAAUAAUGUGUGUUCUAGGAAACGUUCUGUAUGUUUUAUAAAAUACCAGUUUUCAAAUUUGAAUGUUUUAUGUAUAAAAAGGCUACUUAAAACGUGCAUUUGACCUGUGAUCAUCUAAAUGUUAUAAAUGGUCAGCAGUGUUUUGAUCCUGACUUAAAGCUUCAGUUUAAAUUCGGUCAUUGAUUUAUUGUCUUAUUAAUGACUAAUAAUAGUUUAAAUUGCCUUUUCAGGGCAAAGGCUGACUGUUUACUAAUUCCUUAUAAAUGCUAAAUGAUUUCGUACCAAGCACUGCUGAAUUUACGAUUGUUAGAAUAUUUCAAAAUUUAUCGAUGCGCGUGCCGCGUAUUGAAAAUAUCGCCGCAAUGAUUUUUUGCGAUAUUGUUACACGUCUUUGGGCGCUGGUCUUGUUAUGCCAUCCUACAGGAUCAUUCACCUAUUUACACGUUUCACUUUUGUAUAAAAUUCCAAUAAAACUCAAAUCAGACCAGUUAUAUUUCAUUUUUAUUCGAUUUCGAUACGAGUAAAUUUGCGAGGCGUGUAAAUAGUGAGAAUAUUUUCUGUAGGCAUCAUCGCUUUAGGGAGGUGUAGUAAAUAAUAACUGAAAAACUUAUUGUCAUUGAUUUGAAACGCUUUAAUUGAUCAAAAAAACACAAGCCUACUAGUUUGUAAUAUUUUUAGAGUUAAACUUGUUUCUGUUAGCUUAGUUGGCCCGAUUAACCAAAAUGAAUCUAUAUACUACAGAAAGUAGAUUUAUGAAAGUAGAAAUUCACUUAACGCAGAAAUGCCUUACGAUUCAGUCAAUCAACUUUUUUUUACCAUUAGUGAAAAGUAUUUUUGUACUGUCAAAAAUAUUUUCGUUAAGAUUCUCAGAGAAAAAAUGUGAUAAAGUCCUUGGCCCUGUUCCAACAAUAGCAUCAAUCGUUGAAAUCGCUGUUACCGCUCCAGUCCAAAAUUUAUUUCCAAAAUAACUACAGCAAUUCAAAUUUGGAAAGUACGCAUUGUUGCAAAAUGCCCAGAGUGACUCAUGCAAAUUCACUUGAUUUAGCUGAGAAGAAAACACAGCUUUUUAGUUAAAUUCUUCGACUGUUCAUUCAAUGCUAUUAGGUGCGCUUUUCUAUGAAUCAUUUCCCAGACUUGACUGAAAAGAUUAGAUAAUAUUUAGCUGGUUGGAUUAGCCAGCUACUUGAAAUUAGCGCUAUAUGCGAUGUAUUUGAACCGAAAUUGCACUAUUUAUUAUAUAUUAUUUAACCGACAUUUCUGAAACCGAAAUUUAACAGGGUAAAAUACUUGUUUCCCAUUGCGUUCCUUUUCAAGAGCAGUGUAUUAGGGGAUUGCAACAGGUUUACGUGGCUGGAGCUUAACAUUAUUAUAGUUCCUUUGAUUUGUUAUAAUUAUUUUCGAAUUAAUCGCAUACAAAAAUAAAUUAUAUUAUACUGUAUAUACUAGAUUAUCUUUAUAACAUUGUUAAAACAUUGGUUAAAUUGUUAAAAGUUUAAUAGAACUUAUGUUACAGUCUGUAAUAUACUGGAUGUUCAAAGCUACGAACGCAUAAUAGGCGAUAUCCAUGUUUUUCAAGGUCUUGCAACAAGAGGAGCAAAAAUGGCUUUCUCCCUAUAUAAUAGUUUUCGAACAUCUUGUACGAUGAUAGCUUAUAUAACCUCUACGAAUAUUCGGACUUUGGUCCACUUUUUGCCUUUCCUCUUAAAUGCGUUAUAAGCAUUUGUAAUAUUUUAAUAAGAGUAUGUGUUAUGAAAAUCAAAUCACAAUGUAAAUAAAUAAUAGAGUGAAGACUACAGUUAAACCUAAUUGAAAUGUAACAGGCAAUAAGAAAUAUAAAUGCGAGAUUUUCAUUAUAUUUAAAAUUAGUUCUUGUGCAGAGUAUUUUAAAAUAUUGUACGCAAAAUCUGUCUGAACACAAUUAAAAUUUGUCAGGAAAUCGUACCUUUCCUAGCAAACUUUUAAUAUCAGAUUGGAAUAUCAUUAUUAGCCGGUUUAGCGCUAUCCAUUUGUAGACAACCUUGAUGCGCACACUAAUAUAUAGUUAAGUACAAAACUUAAGUACAUGUAUAUGCCUUUAUUAUUGUAUGCCAUCCAUAUUACUGGUGCUCAGAAGAUCUUAUUGUAGAAUGUGACUGCCAUGUAAUAAUUAUAAACAGUGGCGAAUACUUGUUAUUGUUAACAGUCAAACGGAUUGGCCGAUUAGUGGUAGAACGACGUUAUUUAAGCCACUAAAUAGAAGGCUUGUGCUCAAAAUAUGCUAGAUUUAAUAUUUACUCUUAGAAUAAUUUACGUUGAACCUAGUCUUCGCAGCGUUUGAUUUAGGUUUAAGCUUAGUUAGUUCCUGUUAUUUCCUGCACAAUUGAUUCAAACUUAGUCAUACAUAAUUUAGCCAGUAGCAAUAACUAAAAUACCACCUUCCCGAAAAUAGUGCAAGUUUCGGUUUAACUGUAGUCUUUAAUCAACUUGUUGCUAAGUUUACGAUGCGAACCGAUUAUUUGGAUAUAUGGAAGAUUUUCAGAAAAUUGGUUGUUUCAUUGCAAAGGGACCAAGGAUGAGGAAUAGACAAUUAUUUCAUUUUGCGCAAUAUGAUUGCGGUCACUCAAACAAUCCUAAAAAUGUUGCUUGUAAACUUAUGUGACAACACUAAUCGAUUUGAUGUUUCGUUUUGUAAAACAGCAACAUUCAUUUUACGUUCAGAGAGCUGAAUAAAGCUUUAAUCGACGUAUUUAAUACUUGGGUUUGAAGCUAUGCGUUGUCCGGUUCGUUUUCAGAAACACGAUCUUUUAAACUAAUUUGUGAUACUUACACUGCUCAUAUAGGGGUAAUAUAUUUAAAAUUCA
This is a messenger RNA of Dendroctonus ponderosae (mountain pine beetle), 4381 nucleotides long. It is a transcript of the gene tipE, whose product is annotated as protein tipE. The transcript has 3 exons. The record is from RefSeq and is a predicted model, not a curated record. The coding region runs from base 114 to 1124 and encodes 336 amino acids. Gene Ontology annotation, molecular function: sodium channel regulator activity. Gene Ontology annotation, biological process: regulation of sodium ion transport. NCBI's taxonomy places the organism in Eukaryota, Metazoa, Arthropoda, Insecta, Coleoptera, Curculionidae.